AUGGGAGAACUCAAAUUCGACCAAUACUAUGUUAACGAUUCCCUUGAUAUUAAUGCAUUAAUUGGUGUCUCAGAUGUGAAUCAUGUUAUUUUACAUGUUGAAAGAGAUUAUUCUAUAGAAGAUUUCUAUAAUUUUGGUCAAGGUGAUGAUUAUAAAAAGCCUGCUUUAAUAGCUAUUUAUUCGGUAAAAAGUGCAAUUGAUAAACUUGAUGAUACUCUGAACGAAGGUGGUUUGAUUUUGGAUAAUAUGCGCUUUAUUGGAUCAAAAACCAAUGAACGAUUACUGUUUUCUUUCUACAUAAAUGAAACUGAUCAGAGGCAAUUUUCUAUAGUAAAUCCGCACAGUCUUACUAUUAAAGAUGCAGAAUUAAUAUUUAGAGAAAUAGAAUGUUACAAAAGGCUAAAAGCUUGUACUAUUUUGUUUGAUUACAUUAUAAAAGUUGAAAGCAAACAUUUAAAUAUCAAAAGUUUAGAUGAUCAUGACGGUUGGUCUAUCUACAUAAAAAAAAGGGACGUGAAAAGUGAAGUGCUAGAAGAUGGUCAAGAUAAUGAAUUCGAUCCAUUAUUCAAGAAUAAAUCCUUUGAUAAACUUAUUGACUCUUUUUAUGGAACGGAUAGUUAUUAUAACUGA
Dentiscutata erythropus is the source of this 630-nucleotide messenger RNA. The record is from the annotation of a GenBank genome assembly. Lineage: Eukaryota; Fungi; Glomeromycota; Glomeromycetes; Diversisporales; Gigasporaceae.